AUGAGGCCUGAUAAAGACAUCACUCAGGAUGGAGAUCGCCUUAUCAUCAAGACUUUCAGCACCUUCAAGAACUACAACAUGGACGUUGUAGUCUGUCAGGAGUUUGAGGAGGAUCUGAGUGGUGUGGACAACAUCAAAUGCUUGACCACUAUCAGCUGGGAUGGGGAUAAACUGGUGUGUGUGCAGAAAGGAGAGAUCGAGGGGUGGGGUUGGGCCCACCGGACUGAGGGAGAUGAACUUCACUUGGAGCUGAGAGCUGUUGGAACUCUGAGUAAACAGGUCUUCAAAAAUUCAUAG
Myxocyprinus asiaticus (Chinese sucker) is the source of this 297-nucleotide messenger RNA. RefSeq names its product retinol-binding protein 1-like. Gene Ontology annotation, molecular function: fatty acid binding. The coding region runs from base 1 to 297 and encodes 98 amino acids. Gene Ontology annotation, biological process: fatty acid transport. Gene Ontology annotation, cellular component: nucleus; cytosol. NCBI's taxonomy places the organism in Eukaryota, Metazoa, Chordata, Actinopteri, Cypriniformes, Catostomidae. The record is from RefSeq and is a predicted model, not a curated record. The transcript is spliced from 4 exons.